This is a messenger RNA of Osmerus eperlanus (European smelt), 2495 nucleotides long. RefSeq names its product scinderin (gene scin). The record is from RefSeq and is a predicted model, not a curated record. Gene Ontology annotation, biological process: actin polymerization or depolymerization; actin filament severing; central nervous system development. Bases 135 to 2315 code for a protein of 726 amino acids. The transcript is spliced from 16 exons. Gene Ontology annotation, cellular component: actin cytoskeleton; cytoplasm. Lineage: Eukaryota; Metazoa; Chordata; Actinopteri; Osmeriformes; Osmeridae. Gene Ontology annotation, molecular function: actin filament binding; phosphatidylinositol-4,5-bisphosphate binding.
CACUAUUGACUCAGUCUUCCACAGGAACAGACAAGCUGUGUUCCUUCUCCCUCACCCCGCUCUUCUCACCCCGCUCUCCUCACACCGCUCUUGGGAUCCACAUCCAUCCUGUCCACCUGAGCCACGUAACAGACAUGGGGCUCCACCACAAAGAGUUUGACAAGGCAGGCAAAUCUGCUGGCCUCCAGGUAUGGAGGAUUGAGCGUAUAGAUAUGGCGCCUGUACCAGAUCAUUUGCAUGGGAAUUUCUACAUUGGGGAUGCCUAUGUGAUUCUCCGUACAGUCAAGCAGAAGGACAUCUGCUUCUAUGAUCUGCACUACUGGUUAGGGAAGGAAUGUACUCAAGAUGAGAGUACAGCGGCAGCCAUCUUUACUGUCCAGCUGGAUGACUUCCUGGGAGGAAAGCCCGUCCAGUACCGCGAGCUUCAGGGAGUGGAGUCAACGGUCUUCACUAGCUACUUCAAGGGGGGCAUCACUUACAAAGUGGGAGGAGUGGCGUCAGGGUUCCAGCAUGUGGUCACCAACGACCUUACUGCCCAGAGACUCUUCCACAUCAAGGGCCGCCGUGUUGUCAGGGCGACCGAGGUCCCUCUCGAUUGGUCCAGUUUCAACAAGGGGGACUGCUUCAUCAUUGACCUUGGCGCUGUGAUCUACCAGUGGUGUGGAUCUAUGUGUAACAAGUUUGAGCGUGUGAAGGCGACCCAGGUGGCGAUUGGCAUCCGCGACAACGAGAGGAAUGGACGGGCAAAAGUGGUGGUGAUGGAAGAGGGGAGUGAGCCUUCUGAGCUCACUAAGGUUCUUGGAGAGAAGCCAGAGAUACCUGAGGGAGACGACAGCGAUGACGUGGUGGCGGACAUGUCCAACAGGAAACUGGCCAAACUCUUCAUGGUUUCCGAUGAAUCCGGGUCCAUGCAGGUGUCCCUGGUGUCCGAGGAGAAUCCCUUCCUCCAGAGCCACCUGCUGUCUGAAGAGUGCUUCAUCCUGGACCACGGCAAAAACAACAGGAUAUUUGUAUGGAAAGGGCGCAACGCCAACCCCAACGAGAGGAAGGAAGCCAUGAAGACUGCUGAGGGAUUCAUCAAGCAGAUGGGCUACCCGCCCAACACUCAGAUCCAGGUUCUUCCGGAAGGUGGUGAGACCCCCAUCUUCAAGCAGUUCUUCCUAGGCUGGAAGGACAGGAACCAGAGCGAGGGCUUCGGUAAGGUCUAUGUCACAGAGAGAAUCGCGAGGAUCCAGCAGGUGAAGUUUGAUGCAUCCAAACUUCACGAGUCCCAGCUCAUGGCAGCCCAGUACAAUAUGGUGGAUGACGGUUCAGGAGACACACAGAUCUGGAGAGUGGAGAGCAGUGGUCGAGUUCCCGUUGAACCAAAGACAUACGGACAGUUCUACGGCGGGGACUCUUACAUCAUCUUAUACACAUAUAAAAGAGGACAGGUCAUUUACACUUGGCAGGGGGCGUCCAGCACUCAGGAUGAGCUUACAGCCUCGGCCUUUUUGACUGUGGAGCUGGAUCGCUCUCUGGGCGGAAACGCCGUCCAGGUACGGGUCUCCCAGGGUAAGGAGCCUGCCCAUCUGCUGAGCCUGUUCAAAGCCAAGCCCCUCAUCGUUUACAAGAGUGGUACGUCCAGGAAGGGGGGGCAGGCCUCCGCGCCCCUUACACGCCUCUUCCAGGUGCGCCGGAACCUGGGCACUAUCACACGCAUCUUUGAGGUUGAGGUCCAGACUAGCAGCUUGAAUUCCAACGAUGCCUACCUGCUGAAGCUGCCGCAGGGGCAGGGGUAUGUGUGGGUGGGCAAGGGGGCCAGCGAGGAGGAGGAGCGGGGGGCAAAGUUCAUGAGCGAGGAGUUGAACUGUAAAACCAAGCGCAUCAUGGAAGGACAGGAACCAGCUGAGUUUUGGACUGCAUUGGGGGGAAAGUCGGAUUACCAGACCUCCACCCAACUGGAGAGUAAGGACAGUCCCCCCCCUCGCCUGUUUGCCUGCUCCAACAAGACAGGCAGGUUUAUUAUUGAAGAAGUUCCGGGAGACUUCACCCAGGAGGACCUGGCUGAGGAUGAUGUCAUGCUGCUGGACACCUGGGAGCAGGUGUUUGUCUGGAUAGGCAAGGAUGCCAACGAGGUGGAGAAGACUGAAUCAGUCAAAUGUGCUAAGACAUAUAUUGAGACAGACCCAGGGGGGCGGGACAAGCGGACCUCCGUGGUGACAGUCAAGCAGGGCCACGAGCCCCCCACCUUCUCAGGCUGGUUCCUGGGCUGGGACUUCCAGUGCUGGGACUCGGACCACACUGCCAGAUCCAUGAGCGCACUCCAGCUAUAGUGACAGCAUUGCUUUGAUUACCGGUAGAUAGAAAUGGGCUGAUGUUACUGUUUGGACGCUGUUUUUUGUGUGUAUGCUUUUAAAAAAGUUUUCUUACUGGUAGUAGUACUUAAUAUAAUCUUUUGGUUGAUAUGAAUGCUGAGCUUUUUAUUUUGUCAUUAAAGUUUUUUAUUAUCUCCA